CGAAUACUAUAAUUUAAUCUAUAUGUAUUUAUAAAUUUGCUAUUGGAUUGUUUCAUAUGUGAUGAUGAAUGUGCCGAGCGACUCAUCCAGAACAUGUUACGGGGUCCGGAGUUUCAAUAUCCCGCAAACUGCAAAUAUUGUCAUCGGUUUACUCUCCGCUCUUGUAAUCAUCUUCAAUUCUCUUGCAAUGAUCAGCGUGUUGAAGAAUUAUAGGCGACUUCGGCAACGUAUCUAUGUGUUUGUCAUCAGUUUGGCCGCGACAGACAUUCUAGCUGGCAUCAUCUUCCUGUCUGACGCCAUGAACAGUUUGUUCAUACAAAAGCAUCAACAAACCAAUGAUCAGAAUGACGAUGGAACGUGGUAUCAUCAAUCAAUAGAUAACAACCAAAAUUACAUCAGACUUCGCCCAACCAACGACAGCAUAUUGUCUCAAGAACUUCUUGAAACAUUCAAGGCGGGAGUGGUGAUUCUUUCAGUUCUCAAUACUGCCCUCGUGACCUUUGCUCUUUACAAAAGAACAACAAGUAUGGGAAGGCAUCACGAAGACUUCAAACACAUGAGUGCAACUUUUUCACCAGAUGGACACUCAUUUCUUCCAGCUUUCGAUACAAUGAUGAGAGUUCUUUCAAUCGGAUCUCCAGCAGCUACAAAUGGCUUUAAUAAGAAUAUGGGACGGCAUCCUAGUCAGAUGAGAAACGGAGAUUCUCCUCUCCGGAGAGUCUCUACGGCAUCACGAUUCUCAAAUUCUUCGCCACAACGAUCCUCAUUUUCCAAAGAUCCUGAUGCAGUGUUUUUCGAAAAAAUCCCAGACGAGCCUGGAUCUUGUACUCGGAAGCCACAAAUUGUAAGAGGAGCAUCAGAUAAUGCCGGUAAAGGAAAGCAACGAAGUGUCCAGUCCAAAAAACGGAGUUCGAGCAUGGGACGUCUCAUGAAUACAGGAAGACGGAUGUCUCAAGUCUUACGGUCAAGAAGCACUUCCGGAACCCAAUCCUACGUCGGUCGCCACAGCUACUCUGUGAUGAGCAAGUGUGCCACCGGGUUUUCUUUGUUUCUCGUGUGGACAGCAUUUUUAUUGACUUGUGUACUGCCCUUGGCAUUCAGGAGAUCAGAGAACCUAGUUUUCACCUGUCCGAUGACGUGUUUGCCAGUACAGAUUACGCAGAUGAUACCAAUUGUACAGAAUCAGCUGAUAACAGAAAGCAACAUCCAUGCAACAACUGUGACGCCCGCAUUGACGAGUUCAUCGAAAUAUCUUAAUGAUACUAGUAACAUAACCAGAGUGGAAAAUAUUUUCAAGCGUCUCAAAAAGCCAAAAAGUCUAGCAGAUCAAGGGCUGGUUAACUCUUCAAGUAAUAAAAGUGUCGUGAGUGGCAAUGAUGAUAUGUCUAUUGGAGACUGUUCGCCUCCUGGUUUCAGUGAAAUACCGAGCAGCUUUGAAGAUCAAUUUGAAUCUAGAGGCAUUGCGUCCGCAGGAAUUGUUUCUAAAUCGAAAACAAACGAAGAAAUAUCCAAUCCAACCCAACCGUCAACGACAUACACUUUCAUCUCUCGAUGUUCGUUGUGCUCCACUGCGUUUUUUCCUUUGAGCAAAAGUCACAUGGUGUACGUUGCUUCUGUUACUUUUAUCACUUGGUGUUGGCUUAUUGUUAGUGCUUCUCGUCUGUUGCACCUUCGAAAGCAUUCUUCCAAUGUCUUUGUGAGAUGUAGUGCACUGUGGCGCUUCAUGUUCAUGACAGCUUUGUUCUUUUUCGUUACUAUGGCGCCUUAUGUGGCGUGGAUUAUCUUGGACUAUGUAACGGCAUCUUCAGCUGAUAUGUCACCUCUAUGGAAUAGUGGCCAACAAUCGUUACAAAUUAAGGAUAGUGAUUACAAUGACGAAGAUAUACGUUCAAACGUAAUACAAAAGACAGUUUUCGGGAGCACUACGGAGUUUUGGUAUGCUAAGGACGACAUUGCUUACUUAUACCCAUUGUAUGGAGUAGGGUCAACUUGCUUGGUGUUGGUGAAUUUUGCGUUUGCUCCAACUAUGUAUUUAGUACGAUUACUUGGUUUUCGACGAAUAAUGUCCGCGCUGUGAACGAAUUAAAUUGAUACUAGUUUGACAUUCUUCCUAGAAGUCAACUCAAUUAAAUUAUUCAAAAGACAUCGGCGAUAUUUGGCCUGAGCCACGAGAAAAAGAAAUUGGUACACUGUGACGAAUAGACCAAAUUUAUGAAUAAGUUCGAAAGGGUCUCUUCUAAAUGCACAAUGCUAUUUAUCGAACUAUGUAUAUAAAACUAAGCGUGAAUACAUAAGACCCUAUAACAAUGAACAAAGGUGUGUAAAAGAUAACCAAAGAUGAAAUUGAUAUGACUACGAAGUGAUGGAAUAAAUUAUAUUCUGAAUUACCUUGAAUAUAUUUAGAAUAAAUAUGGAAUUUAUUCCAGGAUAAGUUAGUUGAAAAAAUAGUAUUUGGAGCUGUAAAUUGAGUUUUGUGAGACGUCUGUAAAAUGCAUUCAACUUCUAGAGUCAAGACAAUUGUUACGACUCUUAUAUUUUUCGGCAGCAUCAACAUGUUCCUUCGCACGUUUACAUCUAACCGAGUUUAUAGUGUUCAAUCUUUUUUGUUUUAUGUAUUAUUGUUUUUGUUUUUAUCACCAAAUAAAAUUAUUCAAUAAG
Styela clava is the source of this 2658-nucleotide messenger RNA. RefSeq lists its product as uncharacterized. Lineage: Eukaryota; Metazoa; Chordata; Ascidiacea; Stolidobranchia; Styelidae. The record is from RefSeq and is a predicted model, not a curated record.